Molecule: messenger RNA, 3308 nt
Organism: Oryctolagus cuniculus (rabbit)
Lineage: Eukaryota; Metazoa; Chordata; Mammalia; Lagomorpha; Leporidae
Gene: MC2R
Product: melanocortin 2 receptor
Biological process (GO): G protein-coupled receptor signaling pathway
Cellular component (GO): membrane
Molecular function (GO): corticotropin receptor activity
Source: RefSeq, a predicted model, not a curated record
GUGACUUUGCCCUUGGAUCUCCAGCAGGUGCUGAGGAUAAGAAGGUGUUGGAUGACUGGAUCGAGCUCUCUGCGAGGUCGAGUCCAGGCCCCUGCACAAGCAGCAGAAAUGCAGCGCAUUCUCAGUGCCUACGAGAACUCCAGUGACACGGCCAGAAACCACUCGGACUGCCCACGGGUGGUCCUGCCCGAGGAGGUGUUUUUCACACUCUCCAUGGCUGGGGUGCUGGAGAAUCUGGCCGUCCUUCUGGCCGUGGUCAAGAACAAGCAUCUCCAAUCCCCCAUGCACUUUUUCAUUUGCAGCCUGGCCAUUUCUGACAUGCUGGGCAGCCUGUACAAGAUCCUGGAAAACAUCCUGAUCCUGCUCAGAAACACGGGCUACCUCAAACCUCGCGGCGACUUUGAAACGACGGCGGAUGACGUCAUCGACUCCCUGUUCGUCCUGUCCCUGCUGGGGUCCAUCUUCAGCCUGUCUGCGAUUGCGGCUGACCGCUACAUCACCAUCUUCCACUCUCUGCAGUACCACAGCAUCGUGACCGUGCGCCGAGCCCUGGUCACGCUCACUGUCCUCUGGGCACUCUGCACGGGGAGCGGCAUCACCAUGGUGAUCUUCUCUCAUCACAUCCCCACAGUGCUCACCUUCACCUCACUGUUCCCACUCAUGCUGGUCUUCAUCUUGUGUCUCUACGUGCACAUGUUCUUGCUGGCCCGCUCCCACGCCAGGAGGAUCUCCACCCUCCCCAGGGCCAACAUGCGCGGGGCCAUCACCUUGACCAUCCUGCUGGGGGUCUUCAUCGUCUGCUGGGCCCCCUUCGUCCUUCACGUGCUGCUAAUGACAUUCUGCCCAGAUAAUCCUUACUGCGCAUGCUACAUGUCUCUCUUCCAGGUGAACGGCAUGUUGAUCAUGUGCAAUGCCGUCAUCGACCCCUUCAUUUAUGCCUUCCGGAGCCCAGAGCUCAGGGAAGCCUUCAAAAAGAUGAUCUUCUGCAGAAGGUGCGGGUAGCAUUCUUGGUCUCCGGUUCCAGGAGCCAUGGGGAUAAGCGUGUGAGUGACAGAAUGAAGUUAAUACUCUUUGAGCACCCAAGCUCCUGACUGUCCUUUUUUACCUCUAAUGGGCCUGCAGCUUAUCCCACCAUCUUUCAGAAUAUGUAAAACUUUCCCUGAAUGCAUCAAAUGCAAAGAUAAGUUUAUUUUUCAUGCAAAAGAAAUAUUGAAGCCCCCCAAAUUUUACCAUAAUAUGUAUUUCUCUUGAAGUUUUGAAGUUUCUGAAGACCGCUUUGCUGUUUAUAAUAGCUUGGUUCUUCAUGGACGGUCUUACUGUUUUUAUAACUUAGUAUUUUUUAUAACUUUAUAGCUAGAAAAACACAAGAAGAACAGAAUACAAAGGAGAUGUAUCUUGUGGAGUAAGAAGAUGGAGGGGGGAUGUCAAGCUUUUGGGUCAUGGCCAAAACCAAGACCAGAGCAGCCCAGGGAGCCCAAGGCUGCAAUCAUCGGACACCUCUGCAGAGACCUGUUGACAGCAUCUGCCUCCUCCCCACCCGGCCCAGAGCCUGAAGGCAGAGCCAUCCCCAGAGAGCUCUGCCCACCCACCACAAAAAGGGGGCAGACAUUGACAAGCCCCCUCCCCCACAGAAAUCUAAGGCACAGAAUCUGCAAGGUCAUCCGUUUGUCACUGCUAAGGAUAAAGCUGGAGGAAGCAGCGAAUUCUGAUCCUAGGCCCUCACUACCUCGGAGAGGGACUGACUUGGAAAGCGUGCAAUGAGAGAGACAGAGGAGAAGGUUUCCGAGUGGCUCGGGACCCAACAAGAGGGACAGGGUCUUCUGGAAGAGGCAACACUGGGCCGCGGGGAGAGUUUCCCCAAGAUGCGGAGAGGAGCAGGUGGCACCAACAGGUCUGACCGCGUGGUGGAGGGUUGGGUACAACCUGAGUGGCAGAGGGGCAAGCCCGCAGUUGGCAGCACAGCCUGGCAGGCGCAGGCUUCCCGCAGCUUGCAGCCUGCAUCCCCAGGGCAUCCAGGGCAGGUCCUCUCAGCCUUUGGACUGGAGAAAUUCUUACGGGGUCUUCCCCUCCACCCCAUGGACUGUAUUUUUAUAACAUGAACCUGAAUUCAUGACUGUAUAAAAUACCAUGUAUAGGUUCAUUUUCCUUAAAAAUCUAAAGCAAAUGCUAUCAAUCAUAUCAAAGUGGCAUUUCUACCACCGAAAGAAUAACGUAGAGCACAUUUUUCUGGAAUUACACUGAGUAUUAAACUGAGUAUUCUCCAUAAAAGGUAGCCUUGUUUUAUAGUGCACUGUUCUAUGAGGCUGUAGAGAGAGAUGGUGCAAUUCAUCCCCCAUCACAGAUACUCCCACACAGCCCUCCCUGGGGAACCUUCCUGCCUGUCGCAGCCUUGCCUCUCCUCUCCGCAUUCAUGCUCUCAGCCAUCACUCAGGCCUGGCAUCAGAGGCUAUCACCCAGAGGCUACUUCCGCAAGCCACAUUUAGUCCAGGAUGCCAUGAUCUGACAGCAGGUGAAGCAAGAGUAAAGUCCAAGUGCUGGUGCAGACACACUGCACUCCAGAUCCUCAGCUGCACUCGUGCCACAGCAGGGUCUUCAGUACCUAACUUCACAGAGAACUCACGGACAACAGGAGCAGAUGUGCAUUUUACGUAAGAAAGAUCAAUAAGGCCCAGGCUGUCCCCAUAAUGAUGACUCCAAUUCUGUAUCAAAUUAUUACAUUUUUAAGCUGCUUUGUGGGUGCUCUCAGUUCGUGUUCAGUUUUGUGGGUGACCUAGUUUGAGACCCCACCUGGUUUCAUCUGACCUUUCAAGUAGGGGAGAGAGAAUGUAGUGAGAAACAUGUCUCCCCUGGUUUCAAGACAGGACCAAGGCCUCAUGGACUACUCUGGCUCCUCAGAGUAGUAGAAAUACGAGGACAUCUGGCUUCCAUUGCCAGCCCUCCUACUUAAAAGCUCUGAGUCCUUGGACAAGGUUCCGAGCGUGGGUUUCCUCCUGUAUACUAGGGAGACAACCACAGAACCUUCCUCUUGGGUUUAAUCUCAGGAUUAAUGCCUUGAGAGCACUGCUUGCCCAUUAAACAUGCAGUUAAGUAUCGAGUGUUUCUGUGGGCAUCCUCAAAUGAGGCCCCAGGCUGAACAGACUCUGUUGGCCAAUGAUCUCAAAGCUCUGUCUCAGGCAUGGGCAUUGUAGUACAGUAGGUUAUGCCACUCCUGUGAUGCUGGCCUCCCAUAUCAGAGGGCUGUUUUGAGUCCUGGCUGCUCCACUCCCAAUACAGCUUUCUGCUAAUGUACCUGGGAAAGCAGUAGAAGA